Molecule: messenger RNA, 1664 nt
Organism: Microplitis mediator
Lineage: Eukaryota; Metazoa; Arthropoda; Insecta; Hymenoptera; Braconidae
Product: AN1-type zinc finger protein 6-like
Exons: 2
Coding region: 177-767 (196 amino acids)
Molecular function (GO): DNA binding; zinc ion binding
Source: RefSeq, a predicted model, not a curated record
CUAUUAUAGUUACAACGUUUCGCCCUCACCUUUCUAUUUUAAAAUAAUAAGGAAUUGUCUUUACUACAAUUUCGUUGAUUUGUAAGCUUCAAUAAUAAACAAUUAUACUAACAAAAAUUAAUACCUAGAUACAUUACUAAUAAAACUAUCUAAUACAAAUAAAUCAUAAAGAAAAAAUGGAGCCCAAGUCGAGCUUGACUCCAAUCCUGUGUCGCAAUGGCUGUCGAUUCUACGGUUCACCAGAUACCGAUGGCCUCUGUUCUCUAUGUUUCAAAGAAACCAUAAAAGAUAACCAGCAAUCGACAGUUAAUUCAGAUUCAGAAAUAAUAUAUGAGAAUUCCGAUCAGUUGCCAAGUUCGCCCAGUAAUAUUGUUUCUGCAAAUACGUCUAUCGAAUCUACUAUUUCUACGGAUUCACAUCGUGCCACAGAAUUAUUAAAUUCAAAAGAAAUCAACAGUGAAGUAAAAGUUAGUGAUAUAGUUAUUAAUAGUGACGUAACUGAGUGUUCAGCCCAAAAAGUUGAUUCAGAUAAUUGCGUUAAUGAAAACAGAGCCCGUAAAAAAUCUAAAAAGCCUAGAAAUCGUUGCGCUGAAUGCCACAAGAGAACAGGUUUAGUGGGAUUUGAUUGUCGCUGUGGUGGACUUUUCUGCUCUACACAUCGAUAUAGCGACAUGCAUGAUUGCAAAUUUGAUUACAAAAAAAUGGGCGCUCAAGAAAUCCGAUCUCAAAAUCCAGUUGUAAUCGGCGAAAAAGUCAGAAAAAUUUAAACUAUUUAAGCGCAUGUUUAAAAAGGAGAGACCCGCAAUAUUUUAGUUUCAUAUGAUGUUUACGCUUUCAAGAUAUCAAAAGAUACUUCUAAAAAUUUGUAGCAGUCAACAAAUACAUGAGAAAUUCCUAGUUAGCACGAGUCAUAAGAUCGCGUUGAUUACGUCCCCACCCUUUGUACACACAAACUGUCGCUACUACUGAUUGAAUGAUUUAGUGAGAUCUUCGGACUGAUGCGCAAUAAUUUUUUCGCAUUGCCGAUGUUGUUGAAAGAGUGACCAAACUUGAUUAUUUAGAAGAAGCAAAAGUUGUAACAAUGUUCAUAGUAUGAAUUAGGAUGCGAAGCAAAAAAAUUUUGAAUGAACCAUUUUCACAAGCAAUACAAGGGAAAUUCCUAGUCAGCACGAGUCAUAAGAUCGUGUUGAUUUCAUCCCUAUCUUUUGUACACACAAACUGUCGCUACUACCUAUUGAAUGAUUUAGUGAGAUCUUCGGACUGAUGCGCAACAAUUUUUUUGCAUUGCCGAUGUUGUUGAAAGAGUGACCAAACUUGAUUAUUUAGAGAAAGCAAAAGUUGUAACAAUGUUCAUAAUAUGAAUUAGGAUGCGAAGCAAGAAAAUUUUGAAUGAACCAUUUUCACAAGCAAUACAAGGGAAAUUCCUAGUCAGCACGAGUCAUAAGAUCGUGUUGAUUUCAUCCCUACCCUUUGUACACACAAACUGUCGCUACUACCGAUUGAAUGAUUUAGUGAGAUCUUCGGACUGAUGCGCAACAAUUUUUUUGCAUUGCCGAUGUUGUUGAAAGAGUGACCAAACUUGAUUAUUUAGAGAAAGCAAAAGUUGUAACAAUGUUCAUAAUAUGAAUUAGGAUGCGAAGAAAGAAAAUUUUGAAUGAACCAUU